GAAUCAGGACCAGAGUUGUGAACAAAGUAUCAACUUCAAAGGGAAGAUUCUUGUAAGGAUGGACCCACACCAAAAGGUUUCUAGCAUGUAUAAUGGGGAUUCUUUACAGAUUCCUGAGUAUGAAAAAGUCUCACAGUAUAUGAACCAGUUAAAAAAGCAUGAAGGCAGGGCCACAGAAGAAAGACGGUAUAAAUGCAGUGAAUGUGGAAAAAAAUUUGCCCAGAGCUCAGGCCUUGUCCGACACCGGAGAAUUCACACUGGAGAGAAACCUUAUGAGUGUGAUCACUGUGGAAAAGCCUUCAGUGUUCGCUCAACCCUCACUGUGCACGAAAGAAUCCAUACUGGGGAGAAGCCCUAUACUUGUAACGAAUGUCAGAAAGCCUUCAGUGUGAGGGCACACCUGAUUGUACACCAGAGAAUCCACAAUGGAGAGAAGCCCUAUGACUGCAAUGAGUGCGGCAGAGCAUUUAGCGUGAGCUCAGACCUUAUUAAGCAUCAGAGAAUCCAUACUGGAGAAAAACCAUAUGAGUGUGGUGAGUGUGGAAAAGCUUUCAGUGUGAGCUCAGCCCUCAUCAAACAUCAGAGGAUCCACACAGGAGAGAAGCCAUAUGAAUGUAAGGAGUGUGGGAAAGCCUUCUAUGUGAACUCAGCCCUUAUUAAUCACCAGAGGAUUCACUCUGGAGAAAAGCCCUAUGAGUGUGGAGAGUGUGGAAAAGCAUUCAGUCAGAUCUCAACCCUUAUUCACCACCAGAGAAUCCAUACUGGAGAAAAACCAUAUGAGUGUGAUGAGUGUGGAAAAGCUUUCCGAGGGAGCUCUAAUCUUACUAAACACCAGAAAAUACAUGCCAAAGGAAAGUGUCAUAACUGAUGCAUGUGGUGAAGAUACUCCAGAGGCCUUUUGUUGCAUCAAAAGAACAGUAUGAUUAAAAAAAAAAUUAGUAUCUUAAUUGACACUUCCUCUCUUGGAAUAUUGGAGGAGCAAGAAGUCACUAAAAGCGGUUCCAUCAGCACAGUGUUUAAGGCUGUAAAAUCAUAUCUCCUUCAUAGAAUGCAGUUUUACAAUCCAUAAGGAUGGAGGUUUGCAUAUCGAGUCUUUUGGGAGGAGAAUAUCUUGUGAGGAUCAGCAUUGAAGUAAUGCCAUAUCCCACCCCAAAC
Molecule: messenger RNA, 1155 nt
Organism: Castor canadensis (American beaver)
Lineage: Eukaryota; Metazoa; Chordata; Mammalia; Rodentia; Castoridae
Source: RefSeq, a predicted model, not a curated record